CGUUGACAGCUGUUCACUCAAAAUUAAUUUGAAUUUUAAAGCAUCCACAACGUGCUAACCGUUACCGUUAUAUCGCAAAUCUAAUCACAUAGAAAAUGUCGAAAAUUUUCGUUCACGCCGUCGUCGCUCUCUGCGCCUUCACCAUCUGCCUGACGAACGCUCUGCCCGCUGUCAGCGAGCUGUACGGUGCCCCGCUACAUGGAGCAGGCGGUCGUGGUGGUAGUGCUGCCAGUAGUGCCGAUGCUCAUGCCGAAAUACGUAGUUUUACCAACGACCUGAAAGAGGACGGCAGCUACAAUUACCAAUUCGAAACUAGCAACGGCAUUGCGGCACAAGAAUCUGGUGUUGGAGGACAUUAUGCCACCGGUUCUUCCCAAUACUAUUCGCCGGAAGGUCAAUUGAUUCAGCUCACUUAUACUGCCGAUGAGAAUGGCUUCCAACCACAAGGCGCCCAUUUGCCCACACCCCCACCAGUGCCGGAAGCUAUCCUCAAAGCUUUGGAGUACAUUCGCACCCAUCCAUACCAGGAGGAACAGCAACAGUAUGGCUCGCAGCAAGGUCGUGCAUCGGCACCACAACAACAAUAUGGCGCUCCCUAUCGCAAAUACUAGAAGUAACAAUUGACAGUCAAGUAAACAUAAAAUAACAUAUUUGUGCUCAAGUUUAAAUGUUUAGGAUUACUAUCUUUAUUUGAAUAUCUUUAUACACACUUCGGCAGUCAUUUGAUUUUUCGACAUAUUAAUAACUGUUAUGAAAUUUUGAAGAAGACAGAAACUUUCAUAUUUUGCACGCCCAAAUGUUUCUUAUAACAAUUUUCUUAUUUCCAAUACCAGCAGAUGUGAUAACAUGGAUAGUUCUUGAAUUCUGUGAGCUGAUGCGCUCAGACGUGACAUCAUAAAAUUUAUUCUCUUUCUUCACACUGUUAGUUUAAUAUACGUAUAGUAAAUAUAUUUUUGUAUUGAGUAUUUA
Messenger RNA from Bactrocera oleae (olive fruit fly), 969 nucleotides. Its product is annotated as pupal cuticle protein Edg-78E. The record is from RefSeq and is a predicted model, not a curated record. Gene Ontology annotation, cellular component: chitin-based extracellular matrix. Gene Ontology annotation, molecular function: structural constituent of chitin-based larval cuticle. NCBI's taxonomy places the organism in Eukaryota, Metazoa, Arthropoda, Insecta, Diptera, Tephritidae.